Symbiodinium sp. CCMP2456 is the source of this 4878-nucleotide messenger RNA. NCBI's taxonomy places the organism in Eukaryota, Dinophyceae, Suessiales, Symbiodiniaceae. The record is from the annotation of a GenBank genome assembly.
AUGCUGCAAGAAAGCCAUUGGGGAGACCAAUGUGCCCAGACGUUCCAUUCGGGUCGCUGGAAGGUCAUCACGUCACCCGCCACCGACAAUCAGUCAGCAGGAGUGGUCACCCUCAUAGAUCGAGGCCUCUGCAGCACCGGACAAUUGCUCCACUCAGACCCGGUCCCAGGCCGCCUACUACAUGUCCGACUUCAAAGGCCGGACUGGACACUCGACACCUACAAUGUUUACCAGCGACAAAUCGGCCAAGGUAAGGACACCGCCGAAGAGGUUCGGGCCCUGCGCAGACGAGUGUGGCAGGCCCUCGAGGCCUUGCUAACGAGGGCGCCGCAGAGACACACGGUCCUGGUGGCAGGUGACUUCAAUUGCCCUCUCCGGGAGGGUGCCUGUGCAGGACCCAAGUGUGCCCAGCAGGACACCAAACCCCCAACUGACCAAAGCUCUCUCCUUCGCGCCCUCGAGGACCAUCACAUGAUCCAAGUCAACUCCUGGCAAAGACAUGCCGGGGCGACCUACUACCACGCCAAAGGUCAGGCCCUCAUCGACCAUGUCCUACUGCGAAAGUCGCAGUGUGACCAGAGAGCCAAAACAGCCAAGCCGAUCAAGACAUCCCUUGCGGCAUGGAGACAGGGAAGCUACCAUCUCCCGGUUCUCUGCAGUCUCCCGGUACAUCGCUUUCACAGCCUCAAUAAGCCCAAGCAGCCCAAGAGAGCAUGGAACCAAUGGGACCUCAUAAGCAGCCUCCGCUGCCCGCACUCACCACAAUUGCAGGCUUUCAGACAGGCCGUCGCUGCCGGCCUAUCCGAGGCCGUGGAUGCCCCAGCUAUGAAUGCCCUGUUGUGUAGGUGUGCUUCUCAGGUUUUCCCUCCACAAACCCGCCCACAGCGGCUGGCGGCGUGGCAAACCCAGCCCAUGCAUAUUGGAAUCAAAGGCAUGUGGCAAGCGUAUGCACAGUGGAAGCGCCAAGCCCGGCGAGGGCGAGAAGCCAUCUUCGGGGCGUGGCGCAGCUAUGCGACGUUCCGGCAGGCGCAGCGGGAUUUCAGAAAGGCAGGUAAGCAGGCCCGUAAACAGUGGUUCAGUAAUCGGCUGCAGGACUUGCAACAGGCGGCUGCUAGGAAGGACAUGCGUGCACUCUUCGCGGGUAUGCGCACAAUGGCACCCAAGAAGAAGAGGAGUGAGGUCCAACUCAAGGAUAAAGAAGGGUACCUGCAAUCGGCGGAGGCGCAAAUACAACAGCUCCGCACGCACUACCAGCAGGUCUACAAGCGAGACCCUCAGAAGCCUCCACCAACGGCACAGGCUCUGCUCCGCAUUGAGGUUGUGGAGACCGAAGUUCAGCAGGCCCUGUCUAGCCUGAUCGCCCACAAAGCCACACCACCCCACUUAGCUUCGACCGCGAUGUGGAAGGGCUGCUCGGACCUCCUGGCCCCCUCCCUCACCCAAUGGGCUAACAACCUAAGGGCCGUGCCUGGCUUGUGGAAGGAUGCCUGGUUAGUCUUGAUACCGAAAAAGCUGCGGAUCGUCUCUCCACGCGAUUUAAGACCCAUCGGGUUAACCGAGGCCAGCGGCCGCGCCCUCUCCCACAUUUUACAGCAGCGCUUGCGGCCGUACGUGGAGAGGUAUCUUCAACAGGUCCCCCAAUACGCCUAUCUACGGGAGAAGCACACUGGCGUGGCGAUAGCCCGGGCCCAACACCACAAUCUGUUGGUCCAGCAAGCCUGCGAAUGCAAGUCAAGGACGGUGAUGGACGCUUACGAGAACCGACCGCGGCAGCAGAGGGCAUUCGCCGGAUGCCAACUAUCGCUAGACUUAACAAGCGCGUUCGAUGUUGCGGAUUGGGGGCUGAUCCAGGCUGCACUGGAGGACGCCGACAUUCCCCAUGACCUCCGCGCGUGGGCCUUAUCCUGGUAUGAUGGCAUCACCUAUCACAUCCACCAUCUGGGCCAGCAAGCGCAGGCGGAAGCGUCCAGGGGAUUGCGCCAAGGAUGCAAACUCGCUCCAUUGCUAUGGGCACUCCUCACAGCAUUUAUGCACAAACAGCUUGCAUCGUCUCUGGAUACCCAAUGGCUUGGGCAAGGCACCACCACCUUCGCGGAUGAUUUUCUGCUACAGGACACAGCAGAGAAUUACCAAGCCCUAGAUAGAGCGAGCUUCAGAUUUGCCACGAUCCUGGACUCCUUAGCAGACCACGGUAUGUGCAUCAACGCUAAAAAGUCGGCCUUCCUUAUUCGGUACAGAGGACACUUCGCGAGGAAAUGGCUGAGGCAACAUACGGUCCGUACCCCAGAGGGUGACCACCUUCGUAUCCGCACCCCGCGGUCCAGGCUAUUCGAAUUUCCUGUCAAGGAUCAGCACACCUAUCUUGGGGUGAUACUUAGUUAUCAUUCCGCGCCCAAACAGACAGUUGCUCACCGAAUUCGAGAAGCCAAUGGAACCUGGCAACGACUGAGGCCCAUUCUGUGCUCCCGCAGCUAUUUGUCUGAGCAGGACAGGGUCCGGCUGUGGAGUGCAACGGUCCUCCCCACCCUGGUGUACGGAGUCUCAGCCUCAUCACCAGGUACCAAGGAUGUGCAGCAAAUGCAAUACGUCGCCACUCGACACCUACGUGCCAUUGCCCGUUCUUUUGCGCAUAUCAGCAAGGAAUCCACGCUCAAUCUGCUGGCCCGACUGCAGGUGGCACCCAUUCACAAGAGGCUCCUUCACGAAGCCACGGCCCUCUCCCAGACCCUUCUACGCCUGGAACAGGCACAGCACCCAAUGCAGCCAGCAGUUCGGGAUCGGGUACGAGAGACGGCAGCGGCCCUACAAGCGGCUCAGAUCUAUACUGACACGGCAGACCUAGGAGACUUGGGAGUUCACCAUCAUGCAUGCAGAGACUGCGGACAGCAGUUUCGGACCUUCCGCCUCCUCCGAGUUCACGAAGCAGCGUACCAUCAGAAGAAAACCCAAAAGGAGAAUGGACCCACCUUCGACAAGAUGGUGCAUGGGUCGGGCGGCCUACCAAUCUGCUCAUUCUGUAGACAUGACUUCCGCCGUUGGCACAAUCUAUCCCAGCACAUUCGCUGGAACAGGUGCCAUGUCCUGCGUGAAGAUCCGGAACAAAGGCACGCCAAGACUUCAGAGUCCUCAGCAGCAGAGGCCAUCCCCCAAGACAAGCCCCUCCACCAGUGGCCCUCUAUUCGGGAGGCUCUCGAGAGGUAUAGCUGGGAGAGCCUCCUGCUUAACCAGCACGUCCAGGCCUACCUGCGCCACUGUUGCCCGCUCUGCACACAAUGGCAUGCCGAUACCACCAGUCUCAAGCGCCACCUGGCUACCCAGCAUCCCAGCUGGCUCGAGCACCGCGCCGAAGCCAGGAUAUCCAUGGACUUAGACCUGGAGGAGUCGCACUUCUUCAACCGGUUCUCCCAGAAGCGGAGCUCAGACCCGAAGGAGGAAGACGACAGACAGAAGAGCCAGCGCACAGCGGGAACGGAGAGCAGCCGGGGGAAGGGCAAAGGCAAAAGUCAGGGCAAGACGGGGCACAAGGGCAAAGGAAAGGGCAAAGGAAAAAGCAAGCAAAGUCCGAUGAGCCCCUGGACCAACAACCACAGCUGGGAGGACUACACAGGUGGUUCAGAGCCACCCAUGGCACCGUGGACCAGCGACAGCUCGAGCCAAUGGGCGGGCGAAAAGACCCAGGACCACCUCCACAAGCUCACACAGGUGGUGCUCCGUCAGGAGCGAACGAUUGCAUCCCUUCGCCAGGACCUGGUCAUGACGGCAGAAGUUUGGAGGGAGAUGAAGGAGCAGGAGCCCCACAAGCUCACGUACUCCCUCAAGAUUGCGAUGUUCAAAAAGCUUCUUCUGACGCUGCACGAAAGGCUGGAGGCUACGGCGGCGAAUCAGGAGGCCCUACAGGAGGCCAAAAAGUUGGGGUGGCUGGACGAGCACGGCCACUGGAGGGUGCUCCGCUGGAGUCACGAGACUCAGAAGCUCGAAGCGGUGGAGACAGCGCCCUCCAAGUCCACGCAGGACCUCCUGCAACAGCUGGUGGACAUCCGGAAGAAUGUCACGGAGGACAACCUGCAUCAUUUCAAGAGCGUUCGGAAGCUGGUGCCCCAGCCCACGGCACAGUGGAUACAAUUCCAGAUCGAAGUGUCACUACGGCCGACGGGAACCCCGAUCUGGACGAUCCCACAGGAAUGGGUGGGACAGGCUGCAUGGCACACCAUCGGAUGCAGAUUGCGCAAGGACAGACCCCACUACGACAAUACGAUAGAGGAGCUCUACCAGCUGAACCGAUGGCACAUGCAUCAACAGCAUGAUGCGGCAGAGUUCAUCCACUACCUGUUACCGAGGAUCGUGCCGGGGCCAGAAAUGGGAGCAUGGCAGGCCAGGGAACUCAGAGAUCACAGCAUCCGUGUUCUUGACAGUGGCGACUUGCGCAGCCCGAUCCCUCUCGCUACCAACGAGGGGGAUCACUGCCACCUCCAAUGGAGCGUCGACCAGUGGCGCGCACAAGCAGCAAUCCGAGGUCUCUUGCACCCGCCGCCACCCAUCCUGAUACUGCAAGUGCUAAGGUUUGCCAAUCCGGACGGCCGAUUAACGCGAGACAUCCGACCUCUUCGAGGCCAUUACGGCCCCAUUCAUGUCCCCAUGUUCCGCGGACCGGGUCUGGAAGUUGCGCUCCUUUCCUACCAACCAGCUGCCUACCAGGCUCACUUUGGCGAGCGCCCGGACGGGGGACACUACCGGGCGGUGCUGAAAGGACAAAAAGAGUUCGGAGAUACCCGCUCUUGGGUCACUGAUGACAACGCUGCAGCCAAACAUGUGCAAAGCACACCGGAUGCCAAUGCUUACAUAGUCUGGCUCUACCUCGUGCCAGGCGCUGACACGUGA